Molecule: messenger RNA, 1095 nt
Organism: Ceratina calcarata
Lineage: Eukaryota; Metazoa; Arthropoda; Insecta; Hymenoptera; Apidae
Product: glycine, alanine and asparagine-rich protein
Exons: 2
Biological process (GO): chitin-based cuticle development
Cellular component (GO): chitin-based extracellular matrix
Molecular function (GO): structural constituent of chitin-based larval cuticle
Source: RefSeq, a predicted model, not a curated record
AUGUUCAUAACUCCAGGAUUGAAAAGCAGCCCCUAGAAGAAUUGUAAUAACUGUAAGAUACCAUAGCGUCACCCGUUACGUAAAACACAGGAAUUACUGAGGCAAUGCCUUCCCGACAGAAGGUAUUAGAUGAAUUUAGAAAGCGGUUGUUCUCGAUCAAAAAUUGAAGGUACCUAUCGAUGAGGACAAUGAGCAUACUCGAAGGGUUCAGAGUUCAGGGACGAUGGGAGGUUGAAACUUGGGGGUGUCCGGCGAGUCAAGUUCGUGAGGAAAAAGAAAUAGGAACGAGACCGUUCUCGGUGACAGUGGCGAAGAGAAAGAGAGAAAGAGAUUCGCCGGUGGGUCUCAUCAGCAUAGGUGAUGGGUCGAGAUGCGAGUGGGGCCAGGGCCGGUAUAAAAGGGGCACCGUGGCAUCUGCGGAGCAUCAGUCCUCAAAUCCAAGGAACAGCAGCAACCAUGAGGGCAUUCAUGAUCGUGGUGCUCGCCGCUUCGGCGAUGGCGCGACCAGAGGCCGGCUACUCGUACUCUCAGCCAAGCUCCAGCUAUGGUGCACCCGGAGGUGGUGGCGGCACCGGAAUCGGUGGCGGCCUAGGCGGUGGCGGCGGUCUCGGAGGUGGCUUCGGCGGUGGCAUCGGAGGUGGUUUCGGCGGUGGCGGCGGCGGUGGCUUCGGAGGUGGUUUCGGCGGUGGCGCUGGAGGCGGUUUCGGCGGUGGUGCCGGAGGCGGUUUCGGCGGCGGCGGCGGCGGUGGCUUCGGAGGCGGCUUCGGCGGCGGAUCUCUGAUCCAGAAACAUAUCUACGUCCACGUACCGCCACCAGAAGCCCCUGAAGACAGACCGGCGAGACCCAUCGCGCCUGUAGCGCCCGCGCAGAAACAUUACAAGAUCAUCUUCAUCAAGGCGCCCACUCCCCCGACCCCGACUGCUCCGGCUAUCCCUGCUCUUCCUCAACAGGAUGAACAGAAGACGUUGAUCUACGUUUUGGUUAAGAAACCAGAAGAAGCGCCCGAGAUCACUUUGCCCACUGUCACGCCCACGCAGCCCAGCAAACCGGAAGUUUACUUCAUCAAAUACAAGACCCAGGUAAGAGCUCUUUAU